UCCUCGUUGCCUGGUAACAGCCUCAGCGUCCACAUUUCCCGGGACACCAUGAGCAGCAAGACCGGGGAGCGAGCCCGGGGCGGGACAUCGGGGCAGGGUGUGCCUCGCAAUGUUGCCUCUAAGUCUCGUGGUGACAAGUCUCGCAAUGUGACGGUGGCUUCUCUUCCACAAGUAACCGUGGACAUCAUACCAGGACGCUUCACUGAAGAAGACUGGCUGUCCAUGCUGACUGCUGAAGCUGGAGAAGAUGUGGUGGGAGACUUGGUAGAUUCUCUGAUGGACCGUGUCAUGGAGGAGUGCUUCAAGGUCUACCUCCAGCACCAGCUGCUCCCGUUUACCGUCAGUCAGUCGCGGGACGCCAUGUUGCAGGUCGUGCAGUGGACAUUCGUUCCCAGAGAUGAGGGCGACAGCGAGCUGAAUACAGAAGUGACCCCGCAGACGGAGCCACAGCCAUCCCCACAUGACUCCUGGGCACAAGGUUGUGUCCCAGUCACCCAGGCCUCCCGUACACCCCGCUCCAGCCAGCCCCAGGUGUCAACCCAGCCCCCCAUUACUGAUAUACCAGAGCAAGAGGGAGAAGAGGCGGGGCAGGCAGAGGAGCCUACGGGUGCUGAAGAGGAUCCCCCCGCACCAGCAGCAGAGCCUGCCACCUCUGCACCUCAGGCACCUCCUCCGCCAGUGAUAACACCCAGUCCUCCUGCUGCCCCUCCAAAGACCAGGCCUCAUUAUCGUCCCCACCGCGGUCCCCUGCGCUCAGCUGGCCUGAAGAACAUCACCAAGUCUCUGGAGGAGACGGAGAAAGAAAUGUUCCUGGAGCAGCUUGUCAUGGAGGGGUCUCAUCUAAAGGAGAACGCUGACCUCCUGCCCACCUCAUUACACAACAUCCUGAAGAUCCAGGUUGGUCGACCACCCCAGAAGAAAGACGUAAUCUACGAUGGUGCUGGAAAUGUCCUGUCAAUGCCAAAGGUGGACCUCUCCCGACUGCCCCAGCACCAUGUCCGUCCCCGCAUAGAGGUCUUGGAGAUUAGCAAAGAGGCCCCAGUUAUACCACUAGGGGGCCGCCAACUCCCCAGAAGAAGCAGAGAGAGGGUUCCUGACAGACGACUACAUGUCAAGUCCUCAUCCCGUGACCCUCCUCAGCUGCUGCUCCACAGUAAGACCACCAGAGUGGAGGACAUUUCUGGCCGGGCUCCUGUGCCCUCCAACAUACUCCUGGACACCAUGCCCCUGACUCACGGGGUGAUACUAAGAGAGGGGGGCGCAACAGAGCGAGGGACCGUGUACAGUCUGCGCCAGAGAGAGCACCCCCAGAGGGAGGUCAGGCAGGAGCUGAGGUCGAUCCCAGCCUCCAUCCCCCUGCCCGGCAUCAGAGUGGAGCAGCUGAUCAAGAACAGCGUCCCCCAAGUGCAGCCACUCGUCUCCUUCCUGUCACCUCCUCAGUGUGGUAUAUAGCAGAGGGUCUGAUCCAGAGACACCCUCCUCUAAUAAACCUUAC
This is a messenger RNA of Bufo bufo (common toad), 1495 nucleotides long. It is a transcript of the gene C2H2orf81, whose product is annotated as chromosome 2 C2orf81 homolog. NCBI's taxonomy places the organism in Eukaryota, Metazoa, Chordata, Amphibia, Anura, Bufonidae. The transcript is spliced from 4 exons. The record is from RefSeq and is a predicted model, not a curated record. Bases 49 to 1452 code for a protein of 467 amino acids.